Messenger RNA from Brassica napus (rape), 1354 nucleotides. RefSeq names its product protein TERMINAL FLOWER 1. The transcript has 4 exons. The coding region runs from base 674 to 1213 and encodes 179 amino acids. The record is from RefSeq and is a predicted model, not a curated record. Gene Ontology annotation, biological process: negative regulation of flower development; vegetative to reproductive phase transition of meristem. NCBI's taxonomy places the organism in Eukaryota, Viridiplantae, Streptophyta, Magnoliopsida, Brassicales, Brassicaceae. Gene Ontology annotation, cellular component: cytoplasm; nucleus.
AUGAUUUCUUACGGAUUAUAGGAUGCAUAACUUAUCGGAAAUUACAGAAUAGUGCAAACAAAACUGUUCAUUGUGAUAUAUAGUUUGUUACGGUAAAACAUGUUCAUCAAAAAUGUUGUACAUACAAAACAUUAUCUUAGUAUUCACGUCGUGUAAAUUAUAUCGUUUGGUCAAUCCAAUCAUUAAUUUUAUAUAAUACAUUAAAUUUGUUGAUAAUAGAAUUAAUAUAUUAAUAUUACAUUAUUUGAUUACUUUGGACUAUAUUAGGUCAAACUACAGUACACAGUCAACAAAUACAAUGAUUAUAUUUGGAACUGUUUAAAUAUAUUAAAUUUCAUAAAUAAUAAUCACUCUAAUCAAUUAAACAUAUAGUUUUAUAAAUUAUCUAAAAAUAAAUUACUCAUUACUUCUCCCUAAUUUAAUUCCUACUAUGAAAGAUGAUAUUAGUAUAUAAAUUGGGAGUAGAUAUAUAUUCAUUCUUUUAGAUUUGCCCGAAUCUUACAACCACAACCCCUAACACAUCUCUCUUGCUCUCUCUCUAACUUGGAAAACCCUAUAAAUAGAUAUCUUAGUCGUCCUUGGUAUCCCACACCACUACAAAUAUCUUUAUUUCCCUAAGCUCACUUUUAAACCCACAGUUGAUUAGAAAGAGAAAAUAACUUUUAACCAAAAAAUGGAGAAUAUGGGAAGUAGAGUGAUAGAGCCAUUGAUAGUGGGAAGAGUGGUAGGAGAGGUUCUUGAUUUUUUCACUCAAACAAUUGAAAUGAACGUGAGUUACAACAAGAAGCAAGUCUGCAAUGGCCAUGAGCUUUUCCCUUCCUUUGUCUCCUCAAAGCCUAGGGUUGAGAUCCAUGGCGGUGAUCUCAGAUCUUUCUUCACCUUGGUGAUGAUAGACCCUGAUGUUCCAGGUCCUAGCGACCCCUUUUUAAAAGAACACCUGCAUUGGAUUGUGACAAACAUCCCCGGUACAACAGAUGCAACAUUUGGAAAAGAGGUGGUGAGCUAUGAGUUCCCAAGGCCAAAUAUAGGGAUACACAGGUUCGUGUUUGUUCUCUUCAAGCAGAAGCAAAGACAUGUUAUCGAUAUCUCCCCAAACAUUCCUUCGAGAGAUAAGUUCAAUACUCGCAAAUUUGCGAUCGAGCAUGAUCUUGGUCUCCCUGUCGCGGCUGUCUUCUUCAACGCACAGAGAGAAACCGCAGCUCGCAGACGUUAAUUAUGUUGAUGUCCGUCAUAUGCAAAAAUAAAUAAAAACAUGAAGAAAAGGAUUUAAUUAAGAAAAUGUAACCAUGUUUAUUUAGGUUCUAUGUUUCCGUACUUUGAAUAAAGACUGGGUGACAAGGAUGAGUUGAAUUUU